This is a messenger RNA of Daphnia magna, 4240 nucleotides long. RefSeq lists its product as uncharacterized. NCBI's taxonomy places the organism in Eukaryota, Metazoa, Arthropoda, Branchiopoda, Diplostraca, Daphniidae. The record is from RefSeq and is a predicted model, not a curated record. Bases 297 to 3482 code for a protein of 1061 amino acids. The transcript has 15 exons. Gene Ontology annotation, molecular function: ATP binding; RNA endonuclease activity; protein serine/threonine kinase activity. Gene Ontology annotation, biological process: protein phosphorylation; intrinsic apoptotic signaling pathway in response to endoplasmic reticulum stress; IRE1-mediated unfolded protein response. Gene Ontology annotation, cellular component: IRE1-TRAF2-ASK1 complex.
ACGUGCAGGGAAGGUUCUACAGGAAACGGGGGCGGUUAGGAAGAAAUGUUUGUGUUACAUAAUAAGUUAGGACAACGAUGGUGUGAAAAUAAGAUGGGAAAAGGGAUUGACAAUAGCAGCAACCAUCGUUUUCACGUUGAAAAUCUUGGUAACACGAUCAAGCUCCUCGAACUGUUGUGCCCCAUUUUCGCUGUUUCCUGAAAGAUUUGCUUGGACUGUCUAAUGAAAAGUCGGACGCUGCCGUAAGGGCCAACGUGUUGCAUCCUUUGUCAAGGUGCCCGUUUAGUGUAUACUUGAUGGCGUUUCAAAUAUCUACCAGCUCUGAAAAGAUGGCAGAUGCUGAACAACCGGAACCAGCGGAGGAUUUUCUAUUUAAGGGGAAAAGAUUGGAUUGCAAAAACAACUUUUUCGGUAAAGGUUUUUUCUUGUUUGACGGAUAUUGGAAGGAAAAUGAAAAUGCAGGUGCUGAAAAAGAACGCGUGAAAUUGAAGGCCCCUAAUCUAAAAAAAGAAGUUGCGAUAAGAAGAAUAAAAAAUGAAGACUGCCUUGAUGGGUGGAAAGAUGUGGCCGAUAAGCUCGUCAAGGGCAACCUGAAUCACAAUAAUAUCUUACGAGUAUUCGGUUAUGAGGAGGACGUGGCCAAUGGAUGGAGGUAUUUUGCCCUAGAACCGUACAGUGCCACGUUAUACGAAUAUUGCAAUGGCAAGUACAAGGGAGCCAUGCCAAACGAAUCGCAAGUUCUUUAUCAAAUUACCAACGGCGUCAGCUACCUGCAUGACAAAGGAAUCGUACAUGGCGAUUUAAAUCCGUUAAACGUCGUCAUUGCUGCCCAGUCCCUUCCUGUGCGCAUGAAAAUCUCAGAUUUUGGAUUGAGCAAAUUCAGUUACAGCAAACAGCUGUCGGAAAAAGGAGAAAACAUUUCCUUUAAAGUGAAACUCUGCCUGAGAAAGUAUUGGACACUGUCAGAGGAAACUAACUCCGUGGAAGGCAUCAAAGACAUCCCCAAAGAUGUCAUUGCAGCUGGAUGCAUUUUGUUUUAUUAUCUAACCCGUGGCAAACACCUUUUUGGUAAUGAUUCUAAGUCAAUUUUGAUAAACCUCAAGGAAAAGUAUCCAGUCAAUUUAGAAAAAUUGGGUGAAAAUCACUUUGCGUACGAGCCCAUCAAAAAUAUGAUAAAUCCCCCAGGAAAAGGAUUCAAUUGGUUGCACAUAGCCAAAAAGGAAUUUAAAAAAGCCCUUUCACGCAAGUCAAGAAUUUACGUUUCGUUCCAAGUCAACACUGGCAAACUACUUGGUAGUGGAACUUUUGGAGAUGUGUUCGAAGGGAAAUUUAACGGCGAUCUCGUUGCAGUCAAACAAAUGACGACGACAACAUCUCAAAAAGAAAUUAUUCAAAGAGAAAUGAAUACACACAUAGAAUUGAAUCACGUCAACGUAGUGAAACUCUUGGACGUCGCUGAUUCGGCCGACAAUAGAUUCACGCAUCUGGCUUUGGAAUUGUGUGGCGGGACAUUGGCAGAUUAUUGCAAAGAGAAAUACAGCGGACCGGAAUUGCCACCAGACGAAUUGGUCCUUUAUCAAAUCGCCAAUGGAUUGCAUUACAUCCACUCGAGAAAUUUGGUGCAUCGCGAUAUUAAACCGGAAAACAUCCUCAUUUCAAUGACGUCGCCCGUUCAAAUGAAAGUCUCUGAUUUUUCGUUUGUUGAGAAAACUCGGGACGAUAUGUUUUCGCAGAGUAAAAUCCGUGGAAGUCUUCUCUGGAUGGCACCUGAGAUACUUAUGUUAUUAAUUGACCCUGAAAACAUGCCUGCCGAACUGCCAGAUGGAACAAUCAAAAGUGACACGUUUUCAUCCGGAUGUGUUUUUUUCUAUUUCCUGACGCGUGGUAAACAUCCAUUUGGGAAAAAUCAAGCCACUGUUCCAGGUAAUAUUUUGGAAAACAAACAGGAGGAAAUGGUCAGCUACAAGCAAAAUUUGGCGGCAGACGACGUAGACGGAAGAAUCCUUGCUGGUUUGAUUGAAAAAAUGAUUCAAUUUGAAGAAGAAAGAAUCGGAUUGCCUGAGGUCAUAAAACAACUAGCCGCUGUAUUGUACGGGAUGGGUAAAAACUCAACCGCUUCAUUUGAAAAUGAAUUGAUUAUGCUGGCGAUCCUUUUAUUUCUUUUUUUAGACAAAAGCAAAUGUCAAUUGAGGCUCGUUGAUGUGUCGUUAUCUGGGGAUUACAGAAUCCGUUCCCACCCCACUGAACCUAUUCUUGCAUGUGCUAAUAAGAUUGGGGUAAUAUUUUAUACUGCCGAAAAUUCGUCUAUUCCUUUUGCCCGAUGGAAAAAGAAAGUCACAUGUGUACCUCAAAACCUCGCUUGGAGAACAUUGGAAUCACUUGAGUGGAAUAUUAACGGGACACAACUAGCUGUUGGAGACGCUAGCGGUACCCUCGUCAUAUGGAAUUACCCAGAAUGUGAAGAUCUCUUUCGAUGGAAACUGCCGGUUUGUGUCCAUGAAAUUGAGUGGAAUGCAUUCAGGCACAACCUUCUGGCUACUUUUCAAGAUGACGGUUACCAAGUUUUCUUAUGUGAUUCAUCCAAUGGCGACAAGAUUACAAUUAACACUGAAGAUGUUGGUGCGGUGAAGUGGAUCUCUGAAAAUCGAAUCGCCGUCUCUUCUCUUAAAGGAAAGAUUAAGAUUUUUGAAAUGGAUGAAAAUAAUUUGACAACAACGCGUCUCAUAAAACAAUUCACACAUGAACACUACUGUUGUUAUCUGGAAUGGAAUGAAAGGACUCGCUAUUUGGUCAGCGGUGGUGGUGGCCGGAUCAAUGUAAAACAAAAUUCAAUUAUUUGGUCCAUGGACCGUGACACGCAUAUUUACAGCCUGAAGACUCGUGUAGAGAAACGCAGGUCUUUUGCUUGGCGUCCGUGCACAGGAAAUGGGGAAGAAGAGGGCGGAAUCGAAAUGGCAAGGAAAUCAGCCAAAAACUUCACUUUUGUAUGUGCAUCGAUAGGCAAAGGCGUUUUUAUUUGGAAUUCUCUGGAAAUCGAACCAAAGCCGCGACGUCUUUCCGAAGAUACAGACUUACAAACGCUCGCCUUUUCAUCGGACGGUCGAUUUCUUGUAGCCGGGGGCAAUAAGAAAUUAAUUAUUUGGUCAGCGGAGGAAUGGGUACAAAUAUACAAACUCAACAACAAGGAAAUGGAUUUUGACGUAAAGAAUAUGUCAUUUUUUACCACAAAAUCUACAAACCUUUACGAGAAGAAACUUAUAGUCAAUUUUAGGCAAGGAAUCCACUUGAAAUCCAGCAUCGUACUUGAAUGCGUGUUCGAAGAAAGUAACAUUUCUGAUUCAGGCAGUGAAAUAUCAACAGAAUCCGACGACGAGGACGACGAGGACGAUGAUGUUAGUCCUGUUGUAGAAUUGGGUCCUCCUUCCUGUUGGGAAGGGUCCUCUAAAACGCCUAAAGGGGUCAUUCAUCUAAAUAGAAACUAGUGAAGAACAGGAUGUCCUGCAAAUAAAGACAAUCAUUUAAUAUUUUCGAAAUAAAACAAGCUUCAAGGACUAUUUUAUCCAAAUGUACUGGGUCCGUCCGGAUGGCCUAGCAUGGGAUGCAGAAUUAUAGAUGAUUCGUUUCUGUGAGUAGGUCCCCUCAUCCACUACUGAUAUGAUAUUCGUGAAUGUGUACCCCCACUACGGAGUAUUACGCACGCAUAUGAUGGUAAAUCACAUGUUAAUAGAAACACCCGCUAGGUUCAGAUUCCUCCGGACGAACCGGACGAACCGUCUAGUAACCAUCACGUCCUACAAGAGUAGGAAUUCCGCAUCAGUCAAACCGGAUGAUGCUUCGGCCGUGAGCGGAAUCAAAGUGACACCAGUUGCAGUGGGUUCGGGACACUAUAAAAUCCGCAUGGAUCAGAGAAUUGCAGCCGCAGCUGCGGAGAAGGCGUCCAAGACGACCACAACGAAAAAAACAACAACAUUACAACGACGUAACGGAAUAAAAACGACAACAACGACGUUGGAGAAACGAUCAAACACGACAUCCAGCAGCCGGAAUACGACAGUCAAACCUGACAAAUGAUGAACCAAUCCACGUUAUAAACAAAGAAUAGCAUUAUAAAAUCUUUUAAAAAUAGUUUUUGUUCAGAAUCAAUGUAGUGUAUAGGUGUCGACGGUGUUGAGUGAUCAUCAACGACCAAUUAAAGACGAAACGCUUGUCAUUAUCAAAUCAAAGAUGUUGCAUGACGGUA